UUGACCUGGCGCUUCCGGCGCAUUUGCUGCGGCUGCUGCUGCUGUUGCUUUGGCGCAUUGCACAGGUGUUUCCUACAGGCGACACAGCUGCUUUGCGUUCCGGGGGACACGCCUCAGUCAUCACGUGGUCGGGGCGACACAAGGUAUCACGUCCGCACCGCGUCGGCACUCCAUCGCCGAGCUGCAGUGGUUCGCAGUAUUUGUUGAAGCCCUCAAAGGCACUCCAAGAUAACACACAGUCAUAGCUCUCACUCUGUUCGAACAUCGGGACUACCGCAAGCUGCAGUACGCAGUGGCGCUGACCUGCGAUAAAGUUCUUGAAGUGGCACCUGCUUUUGUUUGUGCUCAGGGUAGUAUAGAGCACAGCACAGCGUUUCCGCAUCGACAACAGGCUUUCCCACUUGAUUUCUGUGGACGAUACACUUGAAACUGCUUCACACUGCUAUAAGGACUCGUGCCAAAAGCAUCGUGCUGACGGCGUCGUGCUUUGAAUUUCCUUGGCUUUAAAGGCUGUAACGGCACGACUUCUCUUAUUACAAGUUCCUCGUGUUUUAGCAUUUCUCGGCGCUUUUCCCUGCGACUUUUCGAGAAGCGGCAGUCGUGACUGCGGUGCUCAAGAAGUCACCUGUGAUGGUUGAGUGGACAAGUGUGUGCCAAGGCAAGCGAGAGCUUGUGGCAGAGGUGUCGUUUGCCGUCACAUCCGAUGCCGGCUUACCUUCGCCGUAGUUAAAGCGAUCGCCCUCUACAGCGUGAAACUUACAAAGUGAUAAUGGAUUACAUUUUGUGUGUGUGUGUGUGUAGCACCGAAUUAUCAGUAGAAUGGUAGAACGGCGAUGAAUAUACCGGCUGAAAGACGUGGUCUUCUCUCUGGUCAUAGCUGCUACUUCACGACUGCGCUCAGUGUUCCAAGAGCCGUAAACCAAAGGUUCGGCGUGCCGCAAGAUGACUCGAACUCGGGAUUCCGUUUCAAGAGAGCGGUCAUCGUUACUGAGCCAUGACGUGACCUACCAGACAGGGCGCCAACCAUGAGUGUGCUCGAAGAGGCAUUCAAUGCCUCCAUGCUGCUCGUCACCACCCAAGCGCCCGGCAGCGGUACCACGUUCGACGACGCUAUCUCCGGAAACGGAAGUCUCGCCAACGGAAGCACAAACGCCACCAACGACAGCGGUGCCACCACUGACGGCUACCCCGCCACGCCUUACUCCCUAGCCGAGAUCGUGGUGCUCGCCUCUCUGUCCACACUGGCCGCCGUCCUCACCAUCAUCGGCAACCUGAUGGUCAUGGUCUCGUUCAACAUGGACAAGCAGCUGCGGACCAUCAGCAACUACUUCCUGCUCAGCCUCGCCGUCGCCGACUUCUCUAUCGGGGUCAUCUCGAUGCCCCUCAUGACCAUGUACAUCCUGUACGCCUACUGGCCCAUAGGGACAGUGGCGUGCGACACCUGGCUCGCCUUCGACUACAUGAACAGCAACGCGUCGGUGCUCAACCUGCUCGUCAUCUGCUUUGACCGGUACUUUUCGGUGACGCGGCCGCUGACGUACCGGGCCAACAGGACGCCACAGAAAGCAGCCAUCAUGAUAGCCUUAGCAUGGAUCAUAUCCUUCCUGCUGUGGCCGCCCUGGGUGUUCGCUUGGCCGUACAUAGAGGGCCAGCGUACCGUCCCAGAAGAGCACUGCUACAUCCAGUUCCUGGAGACCAACGUCUACAUCACUUUCGGCACGGCCAUCGCCGCUUUCUACCUGCCCGUCUCGGUAAUGUGCGCGCUCUACUGGCGCAUAUGGCGCGAGACGGAGAAGCGCAAAAAGGACUUCGGAAAACUUCAGGAAGAUCGUAAGGCUGCCAGCAGCACGCGGAAGUCCACGUCGAGCAACGGUACACUCGAUUCAGAGGACUUCCGCAGCGGCGACUCCUGCAAAUCGCGGACGAAGACGUCCCGACUGGCCUCUUCCCUCAGCCUCACGAGGUCGCUUCCCGAGGAGUCCAGGACGCGCCAACUUCGCGAUUUCCUGCUGUCCUUGCUUCGCGUCAAAAACGGCAAACGAUACGACGACGACGCAAGCUAUUCAGGCUCGCCCGGUACCCACACACCGCCCUCGGUCGAAACGUCGGUGGAGUCCAUUUCCACGUCGUUCCACGAGGAGCACCACGUCGAGUUCAACCCGUCCGGGAGCGAUGGAGGCGGUGACGAUAGCGGUGUUUCAAACAUUCCAACGUCCGACCGCGGCGGUCUUCCGUGCCACGGGAAGGCGGAGGAUGCCACAGAUGCCUUGCCUCCGACGUCGCAGUCGUCUGAUUCCGUCUACACGAUACCGAUCGAACCAGUGACGCAGCCAUCUCUACAAGAAGAGCCGCCCGAGGCCUGCGCCAAGACCAACGUCGAGGAGGACACCGAGAAGCCCGACCCCAGCAAAAUGCCGUCUUCAGAAAACGUGGCGGCACCUGCGGGUGAGGGCUUAGCGACAGCCAAACAGGUAGCAGACACCGGCUUGGAAUCCAUUAGGAAACCGCUCACGACCAGUGCGGCCCAACGUCAGCCGGCGGUCGCCAAACAGCUCCCCGUUCCAAGCAGGAAGAAGGCGAAGCAGCAGGACAAGAAGCAAGACCAGAAAGCUGCCAAGACGCUCAGCGCCAUCCUGCUGGCCUUCAUCAUCACUUGGACGCCGUACAACGUCCUGGUGCUCGUCAAGACGGUGACUUCCGGUGACGACGUGAUUCCGGUGCACCUGUGGAACUUUGCCUACUACUUCUGCUACAUCAACAGCACGGUGAACCCCUUGUGUUAUGCGCUCUGCAACGUCAACUUCCGUCAGACGUAUAUUCGCAUUCUGACUUGCAAGUGGCGCAACAGGCGGCGAGUUGCUGCCCGCCGACACUUCAGCUGAACAGUGCUCAAACUCUCGUGGAACUGGACAACACACAACAUGACGCCUCGUCAUAUCAAACUGCCCUUUAGUAUUCUUGUGCUUGUGAAAGCUGCGACCUCAGUGUCAUUUUCCGGGCAUUACCACUGCUACCACUCUGUGGACUUUCGAACAAAACUGACUAGCACUUCUCAAGUCCGCAUUGGCUGAUGAACUUCUUGCGCAGACACUACUGCCAUGCUUUCAAGUGCAAGAUAUCUUAAUGUACUGUGAGCCGAAGGCUGGUCCUUGGUGGCUUGGACAGAGCGUGAUAUCGUCCAUCGGAGGGAGUCCUCAAACACCAUGACGGACGAGUACAGUGUUUCGAGCAACCUAUGCGCUUACGUGCCUGUUUUGUGAUGCUGUGAUAAGUGUGUUUGCUUUAGUGCUUCCUGCACUUCUUUACAUUAUGUGACUCUUUGCUCAGAGGCUUUUUGCAUAGGAGUAUAUCAACAAGCCCCACGAUGGACAUUGUUUCCCCUGAGGCAACAUCAGGCGAACUGUGUGUGUGUGUGUGUUGAAGAUAUGUUUGUCCCCGUGAUUCAUUGAAAGACAGGUAGACUGAUACAGAGGAAAUGCGAUUAGUACACCCUAGUGAAAAAGACAGUGCUGGUACUCCAUAUUUCAGGAGGCAUUGUUUGUCCACGUUUGCUUUCAUUUACGAAAGUUCUCGUACCUGAGUGAACAAAGGUUACCCUGCAUGUCAAAAAAAAGGACUGGAAGUACACUGUCGAAGAGUACAAGAACUCCCUAUUGGGCCUCAACAUCGCAGGCACAUUUUUUUCUUGCAACGUUCACAGCAGGAGUUCCCAUGACUUCGUUUGCUCA
Molecule: messenger RNA, 3728 nt
Organism: Dermacentor albipictus
Lineage: Eukaryota; Metazoa; Arthropoda; Arachnida; Ixodida; Ixodidae
Product: muscarinic acetylcholine receptor M1-like
Biological process (GO): chemical synaptic transmission; adenylate cyclase-inhibiting G protein-coupled acetylcholine receptor signaling pathway; G protein-coupled receptor signaling pathway, coupled to cyclic nucleotide second messenger
Cellular component (GO): plasma membrane; dendrite; synapse
Molecular function (GO): G protein-coupled serotonin receptor activity; G protein-coupled acetylcholine receptor activity
Source: RefSeq, a predicted model, not a curated record